Molecule: messenger RNA, 4507 nt
Organism: Prorocentrum cordatum
Lineage: Eukaryota; Dinophyceae; Prorocentrales; Prorocentraceae
Source: the annotation of a GenBank genome assembly
AAAGAACCAGUAUCGGGUGGUCCAGGUGACCAGCGGCAGCACCGCCGCCCUGUUCACCGGAAGCGCCUUCGCAGUCUCCGCGAGCACCGAUGCGGACGGCAAGGCCCCGACGGGUCAGACCUGCCCGUUCAUCGCAGAGGGCAAAGCCGAGGACGCCCCGCGCGAGCUCAUCGGCACGUCCCCUCGUGAGCCUUUCACCGUGAGAGCGGCUGGGAAAGCUCACCAGGGCUCGUGCCCGCUGCAGCACCGGCGGGACGAGCACUGCCUUGAGUACUACGUGGCUGAGCUUCAUGACGGGCACCAACUCUUCGACGGCGAGCACCAGCUCGACCCUGGCGACCACGAGUGGGGCGAGUACCGCCUCGGGUACUGCUUCGAGUACCGUCUCCAGCUGCUCGAUUCUGAUAUCAACCAGUCGGACGCGCGCGGCCGCGAGCACCACCUCGCUGACCGCCGCGGCGGGCACCAGCAGCGCAUCGCUGAACAGCGCGACUGGGCCGGCGCGAGCGCCGGCGGAGGCGAGCCGCCGCUCCCGGUCGGAGCGCCAGCGGGGCCGCCUCCACCGCCGCCUCAGGUGGCGGGCCCACCUCCAGCGGCCCGCGGGGCGCCCACGCCGGGGCCGGCGCAGGGCGAGUCAGCGGCGGACGCGGCGUCGGCGCCCACGGGCUGGGGCGAGGGGCUCUUCGACCUGGUGACGCUCGGGAUUCACUUCCUUUUCGUCAUAGUGCAGGCGGGUCAGAGUGACGUUGACUUCUACUUGAUCAGCACGCCUGAUCACGAUGUGUACGAGGAGGACUACAGCCGCAGCAGCCCGGACGUGCUGGCCGUACGCUUCACCGACAGUCGUCGCGAGCUGGCGGGUCUGGAGCCCAACCAGGUGUACAGGUUCGGUCGGGCGCUCACGCCCGCCCAGACCGCCGCCAUCCGCGCUGCCCUGGACCACGUCGGGGAUGAGACCUACCUGGCCCGGGAGAGGGCUGCGGGCCGCGCCGGGGUGCUGCCUGCCUCCGGGUCGUGGGAGGCCUUCGACUUCACGUUGGCCGCAGCGCCUGGGUGUGGGGCAGUGGUCGCCGCCGGCGGCCCCGGCGCGGGGGACGGAGCCCUCGCGUCGGCGGGCCUUGCCGGCUUGCCGGGAGCUGACGGCGUGGCCGCCCUGUUCGCACCGCCGGUGACGCCCGAGUGGGUCAUGGUGGAGACCACCGCAGCGGGCAAGCGUGGCACGGUCGUGCGGCUGAACGGCUCAGAGCAGCUCGGCGGGGAUGUAGGCAUCAUGAGGGUGGCCGAGGGUUGGAUCUGCAUCCGUCAGGUGUCGAUCAACCUUUCACUGUAUGCGAGUGCAGAGUCUGGCCACGACUGUCGUCUCCUCGGGCUCCCUCUUCAAGUCGACGGGUGCCGUGAGCGCCUGCAGUUUCGAGAUGCGGUCGCUCACUUCACCGAGUCGGGCCUGGUGGGCGCUGUGGACGAGCUAACCGGCGCCCUCAAUGAGAUGUACCUCGGAUCGGAGAGCUCAGCCGACCUACCGCGGCGGAGUUCUGACCAGCCACCGCUCGCAGUCCACGCUGAGGUCUACCAGGAGCUCCAGGCCGCCGUGAAGCGGUUCGGUGAGCCUCCUGAGGACCUCGACGGCCCGGGAGCCCUUGCGGAGCUCCGGGUGUCGCAUGCGUACCAAGGGGAGGCCUUGGCGCUUGCCCCGGUCGGCUUCGACAGCGUCGACCGCAUCUCUCUGCCCGCCGCCUCGACGUCUCCGAAGUCGCUUGAGGCCUUGGCGGGCGAUGUGGGCCGGAAGAUUGCCGACCGUCUUCGUGAUUUGGAACUUCCCCGAGAGCUGGGGUUGGAGCGCGCGAGAACCGAGGGGCCACGCCGUUUGUAUGUGGAUCCCAACCUUCGUAACCCCAAGCUGUGCAAGCGGGUGCUGCAGCGACUGGUGGACGCCAAUUUGAUCAGCUUCCACUCGUCGUGCGAGUGCUCGGUCGGGCUUUUCUUCGUGCACAAGAAAUCAGGCGACCUCCGGAUGAUUCUGGAUGGGCGCUUUGCUUCUCUUCGGUUUGGCACUGCUGAUAAAGUCGAGCUCGCUUCGGGCGCGGCGUUUAGUCAGAUUACUGUGGAUGGGGGCGCUCCCAUCGCCGUGGCAGGCGUGCACAUUGCAGAUGCCUUUUACAACAUCCUGCCCCCCGUCGUGGAGCAGAGUGUCGCAGUCGAGCUGUCAUCGUAUAACGAGCGGUGGAGGUGCGGGAAGGACUCGGAGAAAUCGGUCGCGCCUCGGAAGUUCGAGGUCGAGGAUCGUGGGGCCCGUGAAGGUCACCCUGGAGCCCCUGGCGCCCUGCACGGCACCGUCGAGGUGUUCCCGAGGCCCCCGGGGGCCGAGUUCAAGAGCGCCCCGAGGGAUGUCUGGGGCGGGGCCUGGAAGCGGGUCCUGUCUAGGCCCUGGGGCCGUGAGGAAGCUCAGGUGAUCCUCGAAGGCCGAGCUCUCGUGUGUUGUCUCCGACACCGUCUUCGAGCGGUGAGCAACUUCGGUAAGACCCACGUCAUCCUGAAUGACUCAAUGGCCCCGCUGCUCGCUUUGCUCAAGGGGCGCUCCUCCUCCGCUCCGCUGCGGCGCAUCUGCAGGCAGGUCGCGGCCCUCGCCCUCUGCAGUGGCUGCGGCGUGGCCUGGCGCUGGCUGCCGUCGGAGCACAACGGCGCUGACGCCGCCUCCCGGAACCGGCCAGGACUGGUCGCGGAGGCGGAUCGUGGCGUUGCAGCCGAUGUCAGAGGCUGCACCACUGCGCUUGGCUGCGGGCGACAGCAGGUGGGUCGCGAGAUUGUCCCGACUGUAGGCGAGACCGGGACCUUUCUGGAGACGGAGUCGGUGUCCGCGCCGACCCGGAGGGACUACCAGCGCCGGGCUCAGGCGUUCACGCGCUGGGCCCAGAUGAUGGCGCUGACGGUGUCGACUGCUGCGUCGCUGGACGCUGCCCUAGUCGUGUACUUCCACGAGCAGUACCUGGAGGGCGGCGAGAGCACCGACGCUUGGAAGCUGUUCGCGGCGCUGUCGUUUCAGGGCCUCGACCUGGGGCUAAAGCACUCGAGCUUGCCGAGGGCCGUGCGGGCGGCGAAAGGCUGGAAGCGCUUGGCUCCACCCCGGUCGAGACUGCCACUCCCUUGGGCGGCUUGCUGCCUCGUCAUUCGCGCGCUGGUGGGCGCCGGCGAGUCGACGAUCGCAGCCCUGACCGCGGUGGCGUUCGCGUUGUACCUGAGGCCGUCGGAGGCGCUGCUGCUGGCCACCGACAGCCUGGUCAAGCCGUCUGUGCUGCGCGGUGGGCCUCAAGGCGCGUGGAGCGUGACCCUCCACCCUCGCGAGAAGGGGAUCUCGAGCAAGACGGGCGCGUGCGACGACUCCCUGCUGAUCGACAGCCCCGCGUUCCCCUGGUUGUCCGGCCUGCUGCAGCGGCUGCUGGCGACCCGACCAGCGGGUCAGCCUCUGUUCGACGUGAGCUACAGCGAGUGGAACACGAAGUUUCAGGCGGCCACCCAAGCCGCAGGGCUGCAGACGCUGGGGCCGCUGACCCUUCACCAGCUGAGGCACGUCGGCGCGAGCCACGAGCUGCUGGUGAAAGCCCGCACCCAGGACGAGGUGAAGAAAAGAGGCAAGUGGGCCACCGACCAGGCCGUCAGGAGGUGCGCCAAGGGAGGCCGCGUCCAGGAACAGCUGAACGCCCUCCCAGCGGGGGCGCAGGCGCUGGCGCGCCGCGCGUUGGCCACAGGCAGAUUGGGCGCCAGCAAAGACCAGGCAGCGCGGGCGAAGGAUCGCAGGAGCUUUGUGCAAGUCGCGCGUUCGCAUUGGAAGCUUCCUUUCUCGGGGCAAUCUGGCGCGCCGCCAUGGUUGCAGCCGCCUGUUGCCGAGUGGGGGGGCAAGACGACGCUCCCGCAUUUUACUUUUGAGGAUUUGGUCUUGCCCCCGUUGUCCGACGAGGACCCGCCUGGGGAGCUGGGCGCCGGCCUGCCGCAGACGAUGUUCGUGGUUGACAGCCAAGCUGUCGCCGACGUCAUAAAUUGUCUCAGCGCGCGCGGCACUCCAGUGUGCACAAUGGCUUUCGAGCGCGCGAUGAAUCGGUUGGCGGCGUGUUUCGGCGAGGGCAUGGCACCUCUGGCUGGUUGGCGCACUUUCGCCCAGUGGCGGCGGAGAUCUUCCAGUGCCCCGGCGGACGCUGCCCCAGACCUCGCGCUGAAGCACAAAAACGGACGCGAUCGCAUCGCUGAGCAGCGCGACCGGGAGCGCCGGCGCCCCGUCGUGCGCCGGCGUGAUCGGCGCUGCCGCGAGCACUGCGCCGCGGAGUUGCAUGACGGGCACUUGCACCUCGACGCCAUGCGCCACGCUGGGGAGCACCAGCUCGCCCCCGAGCCCAAGAGUGGGUCGAACACUCCGUCGAGUACCAUGUCGCUGACCACCGCGGCGAGCACAGCCCGCGCAUCGGCGAGCAGCGCGAUUGAGAGCAGCAAUUCGACCCUGGCCGCGCACCAGAGGUGA